UGGAAAUAUAGUGACGACAAAAUUAGAGACCUACUAUAUUGACGAUUGUGAACGAGUUUACAAAAGUUGGAAGGAUUAUUUAAAUUAUAAUAAUUUGCCACAGUGUUUUAUGGUGGUGCCAAAAUUAGGCGAAUAUCAAGAUUUGUUGGUUUGGGUUGUGCUGGAGUUGGACUUGCAGCUACUUUUAAUCCUGUUGGUGGCACUGUUAUGGCUUUAGGAGCAGUAGGAAUGGGAUUAAGUGGAUUGUGGUCAAUGGGAAGGAAUUCUCACAAAAUAGCAGAUCGUCAUAUUCACGAACAAUCAAUUAGCAUGAAAGACAAGGAGGGAUUUCUACGAUGGUUUGGAUUAGCGAAUAGUAUUUUAACAGUGGCAACAAGUGGCGGUUCUAUGUUACUAUCAAAUGCAAUUAAAAAUACUACUUUAAGUACUGCUGCAAAAAUAGUUCACAGUUCGGCACAAAUUGGAUCAAUUGCCGCUAGUGGAGUUAAUGUUGGUUUUAUAAUUAACAACAUUUACGAUUCUCGUCAUAAACAUUAUGUUUCAGCACAAGACACUCUAAAUCUUGUUUCGAAAUUAUUAUUAUUUACAAAUUCAACAGUUGAUUUACAAUUUGCCAAUAGUAUCUUAAAGAAAAAUCAAACAGAAUUUAUUCAAGAUUUUGAGAAUAGUUUGAGAAAAAAUCGACAUAGAAAAGAAUUUUUACGAAUGGUAAAAAACAGUACAUCCCUUCAUAAUUCACCGGAACAAAUAAUUCGAUCGACUAUUAAAAUAAGUAAUAAAAAUUUGCUAUCGUGUUCAAUUAUCAAAGACGACUUUAUAAUUAAAGGAAUUGAAGUUUCAUUGACCGAUGGAUUAAUUGUCAUUGAUGGAAAACAAUUAAUGACACCUUUGGAUUUUGUUAAAAAAUUGAAGGAACAAAAAAAUGGAGUUAGACCUAUUAAUGUUGCAUUAACAACAAAUAAUAGUAUAAGUAACAAUAUUUUUGAAAAAGUAUUGAAAAAUUUCUUGUCACGUUAUAAAGAGGAAUUUACCAAUUCAAAAUUGAGUUUAACUUUAUUUUCAUCAUUUUUAAAUCAUAUUUGCGAAAUUGAUAAUCCAGAUGUAAUUUUUGGUAAAUUACUAUUGAUUAGCAUUAAAUUGGUGAGAAAAAUUAAUAAAGGUUUAUUUAAAAAAUGUAAGAAAUAUUUAAAAAGUAAUGCUAUUUCUGAAACUGUUGACUUUCUAUGGGAAUUUAUAAAUGUCAAUCUACGAGAAAGAAUUAGACCAUUUCGACAAUCGGAUGAUUAUCGUGAAUUAAUAAUGAAAAUUAUUAUUGGCAUUCAUUCAUCAGUGAAAAAUAAUAUUGACGAGUGGAUUGAUUCACUUAAGUACUAUCUGCUAAUUAAUUUUAAAUUCAUGCAACGAAAAAUUGACAAUGAUAUGGAGGGGAAAUUGUAUUUGUUACAAGUUAUGUAAAAGAAAAUAUUCGAAAUUCUAAAUAAUUUAUUAUUAUAGUUUAUAUAUGAAAAAUGUUGAUAAAUAUUUAAUUUUACAAUUUGUUAACUAGUGACUAUUUUUUACUUUUUGUAGAAAAUAAACAUUU
Molecule: messenger RNA, 1582 nt
Organism: Leptopilina boulardi
Lineage: Eukaryota; Metazoa; Arthropoda; Insecta; Hymenoptera; Figitidae
Exons: 3
Coding region: 208-1455 (415 amino acids)
Source: RefSeq, a predicted model, not a curated record